Elaeis guineensis (African oil palm) is the source of this 519-nucleotide messenger RNA. NCBI's taxonomy places the organism in Eukaryota, Viridiplantae, Streptophyta, Magnoliopsida, Arecales, Arecaceae. The record is from RefSeq and is a predicted model, not a curated record.
GCGUGCACUUGAGCUGAUCAGAGUGAUAUUUGAGCUACUUUUGGCAUCAAAGGACGAUACAUUCAUGAUCCCGGCAGCUGCAGCUUACGCCAUGGUCUUUGCUGCUCACCAUGAACAACCAAUCAAGAAUGCAGUGUCAGAGGCCAUGUAUGACCUCCCCACAAGAUCACAGCUCUUACAGAUGGUAAACGAAGAAGAGGAAUCAGCGAACGUCCAGCUGAAGAAAUACGUUGAUGCAUCUGCUAUCGUGACUCGCUAUAUUGACGAGCAGUUCACCGGCAAAGGAUUGGGCACAAACUGGUGAAGAAGGGUGCUUGGUUAGGUGUGACAAAUCAAUCUGGCUUGAUGCUUUAAAACUAGGCUAUGUAUCCCCUCCCCAUGAUGUCAUCUUUCUCAUGUUUUAAAUAAAGCAAUAGUACUGUCAUCUUUCAUGUAUGCAGAUAAACAGAACUUGGAUGUUUGUAUUGCAGAUUGUUUAGUUACUGUUAAUUUCCAAAGCAGCAUCUUGCCUAUUGCUUC